AAGACUACUGAGCAGACUACAUGACAAGUCUAAUCAACACAGGAUUUCAGGUUGUGUGUCAAAGUCCGGUCACGAUGGACAAGCAGGAAGUCAGACAGCGGUCUAGCUCAACAGCCUCCCCCUCCAGCCUGUCCUCCAGCUCUCAUCAGCGCCGUUGGUCCAAUGAUUUUGGCCGCAGGAGCAGCUCCCCUGUCAUUAUUAUCAGGAAGAAUGUGAAGGAACCGCAGCCUCCGCAGCGGGGGGUAUCGCUUGUUAGAAGCCAGACUCCAUCUUGCCGUUCAGCGCAACGCUACUCCUAUCCAAAUACUGGGAUCCGCUCGUCGCCUUCCUGUUCUUCUCCUGUCCGGACGGCGGUCAUAACGGGCCACGAUCCUCGAGGUUGGAAGUUGCGUCCCAAAUCCUGCAUCUCCUCCAUGUUGUCUCUGCAGAUGCCACUCCCUGUCCCUAUUCCAGAUUCCAGUUCUCUACCAUCCAUCACAUCUUCACCAAUUCAACCUGACCCCAGAUUAAAAUCUAAACCUCCUCUCCAAAGCAAACCAUUCCGUCGCCAUCACUCAGACUCUUCAGCUUUGCUCAGAUCCAUGUCUUUGGUGACACUUGAGGAGCUCCGUGAUGUGCGGCUGCGUCCCACCAACCACUUGGAUGAACCGGAUGACGUCUUCGGUGAAGCAUAUGCGGAGGGAAAAGUGUCUCCUCGGUCACACAAAAUUCCACCAGCUGUUCCACAAAAAACUGCUCUGGCAAGACAAAGGGCACAACUCAUUUCUCAAUCGUGGCAACGCCAAAGGUGUGCCACACCCAAAAGUGAGCUGUACAGUAUGAUUAAGCCAAAACCUAAACUUCAACAACAGGCCAACAACCCCUGCGCCCUGCAUCCGAAAACAAAUAGUCAGCACUUCAAAGGUUGAUGAAACAAUGGUUAUGUUUGAAUGUAAACAGAUACAAUAAUAGUUACAUAUGUUCAUUUCUCUUUACUACAUGUUCGAAAAGGAGUAGGAAGAAGCAAAUCUUAUUUAAUCCUACCCCUUUUCCAAGUCAUAGCAAUUACUAACAUGCUCUGAUCUUGUAAUUCUAUCAUUUACACCAAUGAUUACAACAGCUAUCUUAAUAGUUAAGUCAGUCAUUAGUCACAUAUAAGAUGAAUAUCUCACUUUCAACAAAGUUCAAGAUGUUUAUCAAGAUUCUUCCUCCUUGUACCUUGUAAACACUUGUACAUUAA
This is a messenger RNA of Entelurus aequoreus (snake pipefish), 1219 nucleotides long. RefSeq lists its product as uncharacterized. The record is from RefSeq and is a predicted model, not a curated record. The coding region runs from base 21 to 908 and encodes 295 amino acids. Lineage: Eukaryota; Metazoa; Chordata; Actinopteri; Syngnathiformes; Syngnathidae. The transcript has 2 exons.